This is a messenger RNA of Seriola dumerili (greater amberjack), 3422 nucleotides long. RefSeq names its product ras and Rab interactor 2-like (gene rinl). The transcript has 11 exons. Gene Ontology annotation, molecular function: small GTPase binding; guanyl-nucleotide exchange factor activity. The record is from RefSeq and is a predicted model, not a curated record. Gene Ontology annotation, biological process: vesicle-mediated transport. NCBI's taxonomy places the organism in Eukaryota, Metazoa, Chordata, Actinopteri, Carangiformes, Carangidae. The coding region runs from base 417 to 2762 and encodes 781 amino acids. Gene Ontology annotation, cellular component: cytosol; endocytic vesicle.
GUGCACAGAGCUGGGUUAACCACAUGUAGAGUUAUGGGGAGGGGAGGGUGAUGAAGGUGCAGCCAUCUUCACAUGAAAACUGAAAGUACAUUAAAUGCCAUCAUGGGCAGGAUGCAGAAGAAGGCAAACGUGGCAGAUGUACAACAGUUACCUGACUUUUGAAAUACAAAAUAUUUCUGCGCAUUACACCAGGAAGCUUCUUGAGGAUCUAUGUCUGAGGAGCAUGUCUGCUUCCUAUUUUAGCACCAUUGGUAUUUUGAACUCUUAAGCAACAUCUGUGAAGUGUGUAGAAAGGAAGAGCUCAAAACAGAAGAUUGCAACAUGUGGAGAAAUUUGCUAAUAGUGUAGAGAAGAGAGGGCACAUGAACUAACUGAACCAGCCCAACACAUUUAUACAUGCACAUAAAUGUGUCCAAAUGCUUGUGUCCAGGGCAGUUCACAGUCAAGUUAAUGGGACAACAGCCAUCCCGUGGAGGAGCAGCAGGAGGAAACUGUCGCUGCUGGAGCAGUUGAAGGGCUGUCAGGAGGCCUGGUGCCCUGGGGCCCCCUGGGAUAGAGAAGGGGCUCACGCUGCUAUCAGUGGAACACCUGCUGGGAGUUUCCUGGUUCUGCGGGACUCUGUGACGUCUCAGCCCAUCCUGCUGUGUGUGUCUGCUGGAGGAGAGAAUGGAGCUGUUCUUGAUUAUAAUAUCGGAAACAAAGGCACAGUGUUCCAGUUGAAUGACUCUCGUCUUUCCUUCUCUGACUUGGCUCAGCUUGUGCUCUUCUACUCUCUGACCAGGGAUGUGUUAGCCGUUUGUCUGUCAAUCCCUCGCUGGAUCUACAGCGUAACCGACAAGAACAAAGAUCGUCUGUCUCAACUUGAACCCGACACUUGGCUCUCACCGCCUGAGCAGCAGACUGAUGAAAUGACCAACAGGGAGCUAAGCAACGUCAUGUGCUCCAUACAGCUGACUUCUACCAACGGGGCCCUGUGUAUCAUAAAUCCCCUCUACCUUCGUGAACACGGAGAUGAUUGGCUGACGCACAGGGCGAGUACUACACCGUGCUCCACGCAGCCUUCGAAUUACAGGCGAGAGCGACGCCUCAGCACCACUCGAACGUGGGCAGGGGCAGGGUUACAAAGUAAACGGGCCAUCUCAUUGGACCAGGAGCCCUCUGCUGCCUUUAUGGAGAGUUCUGGUCUAACCAGAGCUAGGUCAGCCGAUUCACCACAUUGCCCCCCGGCCCCGUCAACGCCUGUGGCCCCAGCAGGAGUUGUCCUCAGGAGGCCCAGUCAAGAUUCUGCCAGCAGGCUUCCACACAGAGCAAGUACGGGGAGCCUGCAGCCAUCUCCUCCCUCCACCCCCGGAAGUUUAAAUUGCGCAGCGUCCGAGCUGCAGUGCCAUGGCAGCCCUGUUCCUCAGUCUCCUCACAGGGUGUCCUGGAUUGAAGACGGAGUCUGGCUACCGCCACCCAGACCCUCCUCCUUGCUCCAGCCCCCGUCUCUCGAGCUUGACUCGCUGUCAAUCAGCAGCAUAGAGGAAGAGCAGGACUUCCAAAUGCCAAGCCCCACACCCCACCACCCGUCAGCACACCGCCUGGCCGACAAGGUCAUACAUCGGCUCUCGGCGGUGGGCCAGGCGCUCGGCGGGCUGGUAAGUCAGAAGAAAAGACUGACCAAUCGUGUGCAAGAGCUGAGCGAGCGGAGAGGUGGUGCAUUUGCAGAGGCUGUGAAAGGAUUCGUGGAGAUGACGCUGAAGAGGGGGGCUGAUCCCGACGGGGUCACAGGCUCAGAGUUCUUACAGGAAGUGAGGUCAAAACUUACAUCACUGAGGGAUACACUGUGGGACCUUCCAGAAAUCCAGGCGUUGUUGGACAGCAUUACAGAUCUAAGUGACCCAGCGAUAGACUCGUUGGUGGAGCUCUCCCUCCACAAGGUGGCUCUGAAGCCCGUCUCUGCCCACCUCUACUCCUGCAUCCGCACCUCCCGGACAAACGAUGGCUGCUUCGAGCGUCUCCGGAGCAACCUGCGUGUGCUGGAGCAGAAUGGGGUGGAGGAGCUGGGCGGGUCAGCAGGAGUUGGAAUUCCUGACAGUGUCAGCCUGGAGCGGAUCCAGCAGAGGUGGACUGCAAUGCAUGACGCCUACUCCCCGAACAAGAAGGUGCAGAUCCUGCUCAAAGUCUGCAAGAGCAUCUAUCACAGCAUGACUGCUAAUGCUAGCUCAGGUACAGUAUUUGGAGCAGAUGAUUUUCUGCCCUGUCUGACAUGGGUGCUGCUCCGUAGCGAUGUUGUGACCUUACAGCAAGACACAGACUACAUGAUGGAGCUUCUGGACCCCACACAGCUACAGGGAGAGGGUGGCUACUACCUAACAACUCUAUACGCCGCUCUCUACUACAUCAGCAGUUUCCGUCCACGGCUUGCAGCUCGUCAGCUCAGCGUGGAAGCCCAACACUCUCUUAACCAAUGGCAUCGCAGGCGCACACUGCACUGCAACCAGUCUCGUCGCAGCGUGCAUCGACGGACCAUUCGCAGGCAGAUGUGUCGUGUGCAGAACUCCGAGACAGGGACUGAGAGUAAAGAGGAAAGUGGAAGAGAAAAUGCUGCUGAUCAGUCGCAGCUGCAGACGGAGAGCAGCACAGAGGCUCUGCAGCCACUGAGAGAGGAGACAGGGAGAGGACAAGGAGGCGAGGACCAAUCACAGACAUCUACUCCAGUAUUAGACUGUCACCAGCAAGAGGUAAUACAGGAAGACAGACAGGAAGACAGACAGACUUAAUGUAGAGCAGAGGAAGAGGACCGAAGAGAAUUGCAAUGGAUUGGGGAGGAAAUGGUCUGAGAUGAAAAACAUGUCCUGUCCUGCUCAAACUCCUCUUGUAAAGAGGUCAAAGAAAGCUUUUGAUUAGUGUUACUAACACACUGCUGUCAGUAAAUUACUCCUGUUGCCUAAUUCAGGGUUUGCCAAGCUGGGAUAAAGAUAAAUCUGAAGGGUCAGAAGACGGGUCAAAAGAGAGCGAUAUUUCUCUCAUGACCUUUCUCAAAUUUUAGCUGUUUUCUUACAAAAUACUGAACACUUUUAUUUACCUCAGGGCCUAAAACCUUUCAAAUUAAACAUUCAGGGAAGCAGAAAUCACUAAACUGGCCUAAACUCAUCCAAAUUUAAUGUCAUAGUUGUAUUGUAAAGAAGAGAAUUGUUUACACAAAAAUUUAAUUGAUAAGCUGAUACUUGAGUUAUUUAUAUCUAAUAACUGAUUUCAGUUCGUUAUAAUCUGCUAGUCAGCAGCAAUCAAUCCACAUUUUCCUCAGGAGUUUUGUCACACAGUUAUUAUUUCAUUCAUUAAUUUGCUAAGGUGCCACAUAAAUUGGAAUUGUUUUGUGUGCUGUUUAAUUUAAAUUAAUAUCAUUGUAAUGUAUAAAUAUAUUAAUAUAAAAAUGCAAA